Drosophila arizonae is the source of this 1359-nucleotide messenger RNA. Its product is annotated as myosin light chain kinase A. Gene Ontology annotation, cellular component: nucleus. Gene Ontology annotation, molecular function: protein kinase activity; ATP binding. Gene Ontology annotation, biological process: protein phosphorylation; intracellular signal transduction. The record is from RefSeq and is a predicted model, not a curated record. NCBI's taxonomy places the organism in Eukaryota, Metazoa, Arthropoda, Insecta, Diptera, Drosophilidae.
AUGGCACGCUCCACAUCCAUAGAGAGCAUAAAUGAGCUGACCUGCAUGCCGCCCUUCCGGGUGCUUCCGCGCCCACUCUCCGACAUCAGCGCCUGCCCACUGGCUCGCCGCCUGCCGGCCAAGGCGCUGCGUGUCUGCUUCCUGCGCAACAUGAAUCAACAUUUUGGCGGCGUGUGCUUGCCCGUGUCCAAGAAACGCUACCAGGAGUUCCAGGCGCUGCUAGAGGCAGUCACGGUGGCGUUCCGGCCUCACGUCUGCCUCAAGUCGGCCAUAACUCGCAUUUUUCGCAUCAAUGGCACCGAGCUGCUGUCCAUAGACGACUUCUGCGAGGGCGACGUUGUGGCCUGCUGCUGCCAGUACGAGCCCUUCAUGGACGUGGGCUACAAUGUCAAUCAGCACUACAUGCGGAUUCUGGGCUCCCUCAUCCGAAUGCGUGAGAAAAUUGAAGAAGACGACGAGGAGGACCCGCCCCUAUCAGACGACGAUGGCGUCAUUGACUACAAGAGCUGCGAGCUGCCACAAGCCAUACUCCUAUACCUGGAUGUGACUAAGCCCAUCUGGAUAAACAAGUCGACGGUGAUAUUUGAGGGCACGGGCCGAGCCCGCAAGGAUAAGGACUACAUCAUCAAAAUGGUAGACAAGGAGCACAUGUGCUCGCGCACCAAUGACACCUACUUUGAGAUUGAAAUCUUGCGCAAGUUGCAGGAUCACCCGAAUAUCAUUGACCUGAUAUACACGGUGGAGCAGUUCAAAUACAUUUACAUUGUCAUUGAGCGUCUGGACUGUGACCUCUACGAGCUGCUGCAGAAAAAGCAAGUCUUUCCCGAAUCGCUGGUCCAGAAGGCCAUGAAAGAUGUCAGCAAGGGCCUGGCAUACAUCCACGCGUGCCAGAUCAUCCAUCGUGACUUGAAGCUCGACAAUCUGCUGGUGCAGCUCGACUACUCGGCCCCCAUGGAACCCGCUGUGGUGGCGAUCAAGAUAAGUGACUUCGGACUGGCCACCUACUAUACGGGCCGGGAGAUCUACCAGUGCUGCGGCACGCCCCACUACAUGGCGCCCGAGCUGAUCAACUGCACGGGCUACGACUUCUCUGUGGACCUGUGGUCGCUGGGCGUCACGCUCUACUAUAUGCUCUUCAGUCGGCUGCCUUUCGCGCACUGCGAAUGCGAUCCCCUCGUUGUGCAGGAGUCCAUUCGAAGGAAUAACUACCACAUACCGCCCGAGCUGAAGAUGAAGGUCAGCCUGCCAGCUCAGCAGCUUGUCAAGUCGCUUCUGGUCAAGUUUCCGCAGCAUCGACUGUCGGCCAUCGAGGUGUGCCAUCAUCCAUUCCUGAUGAAUAGGCGCAGCGGGUCGCUCUAA